AUCGCCGGAAGCGGUGUCAAUUGUUUAUUGUCCCUUCUCUCAUUUAACAUGGCGACAUUCUUUGGUGAAGUUCUUCCAGUUUUUUCCCGGGCGACGGGCGACGACGACGAUUUCGACGAAGAUGAAGAGCAGGAAGUAGACUUAACGUGGAAAACAAGUGUCCAGUGGUGUGAAGCAGCAGAGCGAAAACUCCAAGAUAACAAGUUACCAUGUUCUUUGUUGAUAAUUUCUGUUGGUCAAGUGGCAUCAGGUUUUUGCCAGGCGUAUUUGUUAAAGGAAAGCCCCAAACCUGCUGGAUGGCUGUCCACCUCUUUGACCACUGAUGAUUCAACACUUGAUCAUAAUGCUGAAGUGUAUCUCUGUGGGAAAGAUGCUGUGUUUAUUCAGUGCACAAAGGAAAUAUCACCAGAGCAAUCAUUCUGCUGGGUGCACAAGGUCUUUGAUUCUCUCCAGAUGAACUCCACUGAAGUGUUUGUUCUCACUUCAGCGCCAGCCAGUGACUUCCGAACUGAAGCCUCUCUUUCUCAAUUAACCGUACCAUUUCUUCGUACUUUAAGAAGUUCCAGUACAUGCUGUUUGCAGAGACCGCCUUGUCCUUACCUUGAACAACCAAAUCUUAUUUCUUCUCUCUCAGCACAAAUUCUGACCUACUGCCAAAUCUUUAGAAUUCUUGCCCAGUUAUUUGUCUGCUAUUGUGAGUCUAUACACAUCGAUUCCACUACAAUCAAAGCGUUUUCACCUCUUCUCAAACUUGAUAAAUUUGUAUCCAUCACUCAGAAUGAAACUUUUGCAAGUGCAGCUAUCAAGAAAUUCGUGGAUCUUCAUUCUCCUUCAAAUUCCCUUUACUUAUAACUUGAAAUAAUAAAGUAUUUAAAAUUUG
This is a messenger RNA of Octopus sinensis (East Asian common octopus), 880 nucleotides long. Its product is annotated as proteasome assembly chaperone 1. Gene Ontology annotation, molecular function: proteasome binding. Gene Ontology annotation, cellular component: endoplasmic reticulum. The record is from RefSeq and is a predicted model, not a curated record. Lineage: Eukaryota; Metazoa; Mollusca; Cephalopoda; Octopoda; Octopodidae. The transcript is spliced from 6 exons. Gene Ontology annotation, biological process: proteasome core complex assembly. The coding region runs from base 49 to 852 and encodes 267 amino acids.